Messenger RNA from Oncorhynchus kisutch (coho salmon), 2452 nucleotides. Its product is annotated as endonuclease/exonuclease/phosphatase family domain-containing protein 1. The record is from RefSeq and is a predicted model, not a curated record. NCBI's taxonomy places the organism in Eukaryota, Metazoa, Chordata, Actinopteri, Salmoniformes, Salmonidae. Gene Ontology annotation, molecular function: DNA binding; catalytic activity. Gene Ontology annotation, cellular component: plasma membrane. Bases 422 to 2086 code for a protein of 554 amino acids. Gene Ontology annotation, biological process: DNA repair. The transcript is spliced from 7 exons.
GCGUUUAACGCGAACACUGUGCUGCAGCACCAGCACGCCACCGGCUAGUUCCUCUAGGCAAGCUGACCGGUGUGGACGGUACCUGAAUAUUCAGCAAGGACCUAACACCAGGAGGCUUCAUGAUAAAAAUGGAGUGAGACAGACCGCUAAACGACUAAAGAAUUGGACCUGCUGUUUUGUGCGUAUUUUCUGACUAUUUUAAUCCCGAAAAAACAAACAUACUACGGCUCAUAUGUCUGUAAAUUAGUAGAACUGUCACAUCUACAACUGUCUUGCAUGUCUGAGCAGGAGUCGAUCAAUCACACUGUAGGCUACUUUUACACGUGUGCGCCUGCUGCUGUGGUGCUGCUGCCUUCGCCGCUCUCUCCGGUCUAGACUGUUCCAAGCCCCGGUGGAUUGACCUGCCAACUGAGCCGCAGCCAUGGGAGGGAAUUUGGGGUGCCACCGCUCGAUCCCCAAAGACCCGACGGAUUUCAACAACAGCAAGCGCAAGUUUAGCGCCGCGUGUAACUUCAGCCACAUCCUCGUGAACCAAGAGCGGUUGAAUAUCAACACAGCCACCGAGGAGGAGCUGAUGACUUUACCAGGAGUGAACCGCACGGUAGCGCAGAAUAUCGUGGAGUACCGGAACUGCAUUGCGGGGUUUAAAAAGGUAGAGGACUUGGCUCUCGUGAGCGGAAUCGGUGCCGGCAAACUGGAGAUCAUCAGACUGGAAAUAUGCGUCUCGAGCAGGACGAGUUCGUCCCAACACUCACCGUCGUCUCUGCGUAAAGACUUCGAGCCCCACCUGUCAAGCACAGGUAUGAACAUCAACACCGCCACACCGGCGCAGUUCAUGAGCAUCCGUGGCAUCACGGAUAAAAUAGCGAAGAACAUAGUAGAAUACCGGAUGGAAAACGGUCCGUUUAAAAGCAUCGAAGACUUGGUGAGGGUUAAUCACAUAAACUCAUCUUUAUUGGACAAAAUUCGCUUUCAAGUGUUUGUAGAGCGUUCCAGAACACCUUCCACCAAUACCAACGGGGGGUUGGCAUACACUACCAAGUCUCACCCGAGCCCCACAUCAUUCAGUCUCCGGAGUGAAGACAUGGAGCUUCCACCCGGGGGGCCGACUCUGAUCACGUCUGUGCGGCCCAACGUGGAGCCUCCGUCGGGGAUGCGGGACGGGAAAGCGGUGGUCAGGGUGGCUACCUGGAACCUCCAGAACUGCUCUUGUGAAAAGGCCAACAACCCGGGCGUCAAAGAGGUCGUGUGUAUGACAUUGCUUGAAAACGACAUCAAGUUACUGGCAGUACAAGACCUGGUAGAUCGGGAAGCCCUUGACAAGUUCUGUGUGGAACUGAACCAGGGCUCGUUGGACAGCGUGAGGAAGUGGAGAGGACCACGGGGGGUCUGGAAGAGUACCGUCUCUGAGAAACCCACAGUACUGUCCAACAAGGGAGUCAGUUAUUCUGGGUUCCUGUGGGACAGCUCUUCUGGGAUCGACCUGAAAGAUGCUUCUGUCCUGGAGAGUCCUGUUGGCAACGGGAAACACGCCCGGCUGUAUCUUGCCCACUUUUAUAUUAGAUCGUCUGAGCUGACGAUUGUCAAUGUCCACAUGAGAGCUCCGGCCGUAUCUGGGGCUGAGGAGUCCAACGUUAGGAACCACCACUCGGAGGAAGUCAAGGCCCACAGACUGACCUCUAGUAUCCAGAAGGCACUGAAAGUUCAGAAGGGCCUGGUGGUGUUGGGGGACUUUGGCCUUUCCCCCCAGAGCAGUGAGCUAGAUCAGCUGAGGAAGGAGCGGCUGAGCCCCCUGGUUCCCCCCAACAUGUUCACCAACAUCAGCACCCGCUUCCCCCAGGGCUCCCUCUGUCUGGACAACAUCUGGGUCAGCAAGUCACUGAAGAAGAUCUACGCAGGUCAUUGUGUGGUGGUGCGGGAGGGCCUGACCAACCCCUGGAUACCUGACAACUGGUCGUGGGGCGGGGUGGCGUCCGACCAUUGUCCUGUCAUGGCCGAGUUCUUUGUGGACGUGGCGCUGAAGGAGCUGAGAAACAGAGUUAGCGUGGUAGAGAGAGGCGAAAGUAUGUCGAAACACGAACGGUGACGACCACUCGCCGGCGCCACGGACAUACAGAUGUGGCGGUUGUGGAAGGAGAUUGUGACAUCAUGACAUGUCAAACUGACCUGACUUUGCUCUGGACUGGAUCCUGCUUUGGCCUGGUUGUUGCAGUGGAGCAAAGGGUGGAUUUACCUGACAAAUGUGAAUUGAAGCACCGAGAUUGCCUUUUUAGUUUCCUUUAUCAAUGUACAGUAGACUACCAUGACAUUGUUUUUGAGUAAAUCAUUUAAGAGGCGUGUGUGUGUGUGUGUGUAUAUAUAUAUAUAUAUGUGUGUAUGUUAUAGACAGACAUGAGUGUGCCAAAAACAUUUUUAAUAUGUAUAUGAAAUAAAAGGAAAUUAACAGACAUUC